Molecule: messenger RNA, 1193 nt
Organism: Rhipicephalus sanguineus (brown dog tick)
Lineage: Eukaryota; Metazoa; Arthropoda; Arachnida; Ixodida; Ixodidae
Gene: mRpL44
Product: 39S ribosomal protein L44, mitochondrial
Exons: 1
Coding region: 92-1090 (332 amino acids)
Biological process (GO): primary miRNA processing; regulation of gene expression; rRNA processing
Cellular component (GO): nucleus
Molecular function (GO): double-stranded RNA binding; ribonuclease III activity
Source: RefSeq, a predicted model, not a curated record
CCAAGACGAGCCAAAGUUAAGUGGAAACGCAUGGUGGUUGUGCAGUGCAUGGUCCUGACCAGAAGAAGGUCCUUGAGGAAUUUACGCUGCUAUGAUGGAGUGCCUGGCACGCUUCAUGUUCAGGACUGCGCCCAGCGCUCUGCCACUUCUGCGAUCGCAAGCUGCACCUAGAUUUAUUCAAGCGUGUGGCUACAAACGGUCAGUCCCACCUAUGCGAAUGGAGAUGAAAGCUCGUCGGAAGCGAGCAGGCCCCGAACCCCUGCGGCAUCGCUCCGUUCGUCUGGAAUGGAACUACGACGCGGAAAUUUAUGCCUUCGCCAGGCGCUUGGGCGAAAGCUGGUCCGAUAGCACGCUUAGAGUUGCUUUUGUGCAAGCAUCUUACCUGGAACGGGAAAAGCAACAGCGGGAAGAACUAGGCAUGCAGUCGGAGAACGCGGACAUUGGCCUAACGCCGAACACCGAUCUAUCUGCGGCUGGUUACGACCUUUGUAAGAGUUACGUGCAAAAGUGCAUUGUAGAAACGUUUCCCAAACUUCCCGAGGACGGCGUCAAGGUGUUACAAGACUAUUUGUUAUCGAACUCCGUCCUGUCGAAUGUUUCAAGCAGCAUCGGCACCGCAGACUUAAUCAUGUGUGCCGAUUUUCCGCCAGAAGAAAGCACGCUUGCAAAUGUACUGAUGGCUUUGAUUGGUGGCUUGAUGAAGGACUGUGGAAUAGAACGAGCUCAGCUGUUUGUGCGAGACUUUAUUCUGACACAGCUGAUAGGCAAGGAUGUGUGCGAGUUGUGGGAAAUUUCCGACCCCCACGAGAGACUCGCCGCCGUUCUGCAGAAUUCCGGUAGGGCUCCCGCGGAACCGAGGUUACUGUGGGAGACUGGAAGGAACACUCUUGAAGCCAGUUUCUGUGUUGGGCUUUACUCAGACAAGCAGUUUCUAGGCUGUAGCGCUGGCGAAACAUUGACCAUAGCGAAAGAAAUGGCAGCUAGAGACGCACUCCGCCGUUUCUUUGGUUUGUCGCUCGAUAGAAAUGCUUUGCCCCUGGCAUUGAGACAUCGCCAGGCGACGCACACGAGCUCAGCGGCAGCGCUGUGACGUAUCGAUGUGUAAAUUCGAUUAUUUUUUUGACACAUUUGCGUGACAUUGUGUAUCAUAGAUAUGAAUAUCACUCUUCAAUAAAAACACUUGAAGCAUGCGA